CUCCUUUCCUUUCCUUUUUUUCGAUGCAGUAUCUGACCCCCACGCUCCUUCUAUUAUCUCUAUUUCAACGGUCUUAUGCCGGUAAUCUCACAAGAGGAGAGGCCUGUUCCGUCAGCGAGAACCGUCUUCAACUCGGCACCUACCAGUACUGGGACGAAUGUGAUGUCGUUAGCUUCUGCUCAGAGGAGGAGGGUGUCUGCGUAGCAAGACGGUGUCGCAAGGACGAAUAUCCAUUUGGCUAUACACCAGGGAUGACUUUCCCCGACAAAUGUCCAGAAGGUCACUUUUGCCCGGACGAAGGAAGCGAUUGCCAGCCUUUGCUACCUGUUGGAAGUCCCUGCCAACUCAACCGAGACGACCAAUGUGAACCACCACCCAAUGCUGACGAACUCGCGGACAAGACUGGUCGCGGUCUGAAUGUCAACGGCGCCAUCUGUCUCAACAACAUCUGCAUGUGGGCGAACGAAACGGAGGGCAAUGACUGCGUGCUUGAAAAUACGCCGUACAUCGCGUACGGAAUCGAGGGCGAAUUCAUCAAUAUCGUCUCCCGAGGUAACUGCCGCACAGGAUUCUAUUGUGAUGGACCCACUCGCAAAUGUCUGGCCAAUAAACUGGAAGGAGACAAGUGUGAAGCUGAUAAAGAGUGCGACUCUAUGAAUUGCUUGAGCUCCGGAGUCUGCGGUGUCCCGGCAGCAACUCCUCAUAAAUUCGGCAUCUGGGCCUACGUCCUGGUCGCAAUCGGUAUCCUCGGAGGCAUGGGUGGCACCCUCACCGGCUUGUAUCUCGCCCACAGGAAACAACGCGACAUCGAACGCGAGAAGCGACUCCAAUACUGGCGCGAGCAAAACGCAUUCCACCAAAACCUUAUGCAGAUGCGCGAGGCAGCGCGUGCAUCCAUCCUCUCUCUUCCCAACGGAGGCAGCCCCCGCAGUACCCUCUAUGGCCGGGAGUUGUCAGACGAAUCUCAUGCACCGAUGAUGCAGAAUGCUGGACCCAAAUCCUCGGGCUUGCGGCACUAUGUGGGAGAUGACAGCUCUGACUUUGAAGAUCUCAACCAACCCGCGAAGAAAGCAGAUAACCGCUUUUAA
Messenger RNA from Coprinopsis cinerea okayama7#130, 1088 nucleotides. RefSeq lists its product as hypothetical. The coding region runs from base 24 to 1088 and encodes 354 amino acids. The record is from RefSeq and is a predicted model, not a curated record. The transcript is spliced from 6 exons. Lineage: Eukaryota; Fungi; Basidiomycota; Agaricomycetes; Agaricales; Psathyrellaceae.